Messenger RNA from Aspergillus niger, 1761 nucleotides. RefSeq lists its product as uncharacterized. Gene Ontology annotation, cellular component: membrane. Gene Ontology annotation, biological process: oligopeptide transport; transmembrane transport. NCBI's taxonomy places the organism in Eukaryota, Fungi, Ascomycota, Eurotiomycetes, Eurotiales, Aspergillaceae. Gene Ontology annotation, molecular function: dipeptide transmembrane transporter activity. The transcript is spliced from 7 exons. The record is from RefSeq and is a predicted model, not a curated record. The coding region runs from base 1 to 1761 and encodes 586 amino acids.
AUGAGUGACCCCGUUGGCGCAGACGAUCUGGUCUAUGUCGCACAGGCCCACGUUCCCCAGAAGGAGAUCCAGGCCGUCGAUGAGAAGAAGGAGCCUCAUAUCCCCAUCAACGAGAAAGAAACCACAGUGGUGUCGACGGUGCCCUCAAUCCACAAUGUCCACGAUGAUGGGCGCGAAUACCCCACUGAGGAAGAGGAGAGGACCCUGCGUCGAGUCUCCGACUCGGUUAGCUGGACCGCCUACACGGUCGCGUUUGUCGAGCUGUGCGAGCGCUUCUCAUACUAUGGAACAACUGCAGUUUGUAGGUUUAGCAGGAGGUUUGGACAGUCCGGUGCUCUGGGCCAGGGUGAACGGACCUCUACUGCGCUGACAACCUUCAACACCUUCUGGUGCUACGUCAUGCCCAUCUUGGGUGCCUGGAUUGCCGAUGAAUACUGGGGUCGUAUGCGAACCAUCCAAGUCUCCAUCGGAUUUGCUAUGCUCGGUCACAUUAUCAUCAUCAUCUCAUCUAUUCCCCCGGUUAUUGUACAUGCAAACGGUGCACUGGCUUGCUUCGCUGUUGGUCUGGUGAUUUUCGGCAUUGGUGUGGGCGGAUUCAAAUCCAAUAUCUCGCCCCUGAUCGCAGAACAAUACAAGGAGACCAGACUCUUCAUCAAGACCAUUCCUAAGACUGGCGAGCGCGUCAUCGUCGAUCCUGCGCAGACCAUCACUCGCAUCUUCCUCUACUUCUACUUCAUGAUUAACGUCGGCUCCCUGAUCGGAUCCGUGGCCAUGGUGUACGCGGAGAAGUAUGUGGGAUACUGGCUGGCAUUCCUGCUGCCGACCAUCAUGUUCGGUAUUUGUCCGAUUGUUUUGUUCUUCUGUCGCAAGCGAUACACCGUGACGCCCCCGACUGGAUCGGUCGUGACCAAAGCCUUCCAGCUGUGGAGCCUGGCUCUUCGGGGCCAAUGGUCCUGGAACCCUGUCACUUUUGUCAAGCCCAGUCGUCUUGCCAACAAGCCCACGUGGAUGACCUUUGAUGACCAGUGGGUCGAAGAAGUGCGUCGUGCCGUCAAGGCCUGUGCUGUCUUUGCCUGGUACCCUCUUUACUGGCUGGCCUACGGACAAAUGACCAACAACCUAACCUCCCAGGCGGCCACCAUGCAGCUGCACGGCGUGCCUAACGACAUCAUCAACAACCUGGACCCCCUUGCCCUCAUCAUCUUCAUCCCGAUCAUGGACCAGUUCAUCUACCCGGGUCUCCGCAAGAUGGGCUUCCACUUCACCCCGAUCAAGCGUAUCUAUGUGGGAUACCUGCUGGCCUCCGCAUCCAUGAUUGCCGCCGCCGUCACGCAGUACUACAUCUACAAGCUGAGCCCGUGCGGCAACCACCCCAGCAGCUGUGAUGAGGCCGCCCCCAUCAACGUGUGGGUGCAGGCAGUGCCGUACGUGCUGAUUGCCUUUUCGGAAAUUUUCGCCUCCAUCACGGGUUACGAGUAUGCGUAUACCAAGGCGCCCAAGAACAUGAAGAGUUUAGUUCAAUCUCUGUACCUGUUCAUGAACGCCAUCUCCUCUGCUAUUCAGCAAGGUCUUACCGCCCUGUCGACCGAUCCCCUCCUGAUCUGGAACUAUGGCUUCGUCGCCGUGCUGGCGUUCGUCGGUGGAAACCUCUUCUUCCUCUGCAACUUGAAGCUUGAUAAGGAGGAAGACGAGUUGAACAACAUCGAGGAGUCGGCGUAUCUGGGGCGCAACGUGGGUGACUCCGGAAAGGUCGAGGCAUAG